AUGGCCGUCGAGACUAGCCACGACGCAACAGUCGCGAAGGUGCAGCCUUCGUUCGAGAUCCCACUCGUUGAUUUCGGCCGCUACCUCCAUGGCUCAGAAGACGAGCAGAAGGCAUGUGUGGACGAGAUCAUGAAGGGAUUCACCACCUCGGGCUUCAUCUAUGUCCAGAACAGUGGACUUGAUCCGCGUGAGGCCUUCCAGUGGUCCGAGAAGUUUUUUGCUCUGCCGGCGGAAGAAAAGCAGAAGUACCCCAACCAUGACUCGGAGGCGAACAGAGGCUAUUCCGGUAUGGGGGUGGAAAAGGUCACCAACGCAGAUCUCACCAAGGAGGAGAACAUUGAAGAACUCCGCAAGAUCUUCCCAGAUAUCAAGGAAUCACUAGAAAUUGGCAGCGAGGCGCCCUGGGGCUACCCUGAGAAGCCAUACGAGAACCAUUUCCCCGAGCAUCUCAUCCCCGGCUUCAGCAAGGGCAUCCAGGACUUUUAUGUGAACUGUGACCGCCUACAUAAGAGCCUCAUGUCGGCGAUCGCAACAGGGCUGGGUCUCAAAAAAUCCUACUUUGAGCCGCAGAUCUCGGGAGGAGACCAUGUCUUGAGACUGCUCCAUUACCCUGCCGUGCCUCAAAGUUUGCUGACUCAAGAGGGCGCUGUCCGUGCUGGAGCCCAUACCGAUUACGGCACCGUCACCCUCCUCUUCCAGGACGGCAGCGGUGGUCUGCAAGCGCGAACUCCCUCGGGGCAGUACGUGGAUGUGCCACCGAUUGCAGGAGCUAUUGUCAUCAACGCUGGGGACUUGCUGCAAAUUUGGUCCAACGAUAUGAUCAAGUCCACAUUUCACCGCGUUGUCUCACCCCCCAACGCCCCGACCACUGAUGAUGGCAAAUUUUCUGCCAGGUACUCUAUUGCUUUCUUCGCCCAUCCCGACCAUGACAAGGUAGUAGAGGGGAUCAAGGAAUGUGUGACUGAGACCAGGCCCCUCAAAUACGAGCCCGUUCUGCCUCUCGAGUGGAUGGUGAAGCGUCUUCAGGCAACAUACUAG
Messenger RNA from Capronia coronata CBS 617.96, 1038 nucleotides. RefSeq lists its product as uncharacterized. Gene Ontology annotation, molecular function: dioxygenase activity. Bases 1 to 1038 code for a protein of 345 amino acids. The record is from RefSeq and is a predicted model, not a curated record. Lineage: Eukaryota; Fungi; Ascomycota; Eurotiomycetes; Chaetothyriales; Herpotrichiellaceae. The transcript is spliced from 4 exons.